Messenger RNA from Pistacia vera, 2366 nucleotides. RefSeq lists its product as uncharacterized. The transcript is spliced from 6 exons. Gene Ontology annotation, molecular function: minor groove of adenine-thymine-rich DNA binding. The coding region runs from base 132 to 2153 and encodes 673 amino acids. NCBI's taxonomy places the organism in Eukaryota, Viridiplantae, Streptophyta, Magnoliopsida, Sapindales, Anacardiaceae. The record is from RefSeq and is a predicted model, not a curated record.
GUAUCAGCACCAUACAAAUUUUCCUUUCAGGCGCCUUUUGUGAAUCACUGUUUGUUACACAACUCUUCAUCAACUUCUCUUUUAAACACAAACUCUUCUCUUUUAUUAUCUCUUUGAGAAGGGUAAUCAUCAUGGAGGACAAUAAUAAAACUACUGCCACAGUUUCUGAUGAGUCUCCGGCUGUGAACUGUGGAAGUGCUUUAAGAUUAAGUUGUGGCGAAGGGUCAGCUGCUAGUGAUGAUACUGAAGCUAGAAUGAAAAGAAAGAGGGGCAGACCGAGAAAACAUGAGCAUGCAGACAUGGAAUCACAGCCUCUGGCUCUUGUGUCUUCUAACUUUUCGGUUGAUUUUGCAGCUAAACGGCGAAGAGGCCGGCCCAAAGGCUCUGGAAAGUUACAGGUUUUGGCUUCCCUUGGAGGUUACUUUGCAGAAACGGCUGGAGGAAACUUCUCCCCUUAUGUUCUGACUGUAAACACAGGGGAGGAUAUUGCUGGUAAGGUGAUGUCGCUUUUACAAAGGUCUCCUCGAGCUGCACUUUGCAUUCUUUCUGCCGCUGGCAUGGUCUCUAGAGGUGUUAUAAGUCAACCUGGUUCUCCUAAUGGUGUAUUGAAUUUUGAGGGUUGCUUUGAAAUUCUAUCUCUAUCUGGAUCAUUUAGUUAUGGUCAAGCGGGCGGCAAUCGUCUAGCGAAGGGCAUGUUAACCAUUUCUUUGGCUAAACCCAAUGGGCAAGUUUUUGGUGGUGUUGUUAAUGGUUCUCUAAUUGCAGGUGGCCCUAUCCAACUUAUUGUUGCCACUUUCAAGAAAAACAUAGCUAAGGAAAUUAAAAGAAGGUAUUCUUCUGACUCUUCCACCGCUGCCAGUAGGCUUGGAGAUUCAAAGAUGGCAGGAAUUCCCAUAAAUAAUGCUAGGAUGACAGAUGACGACGAGAACCCCAGUACACAAACAACUACACUCUUGGAAUUAGCCCAUAAAGGAGUAGAUACUGUAAUUGCUGAAAACCAUCACUCAAGUCCUGCUUCUCCCCAAAUUGUGGAUGAGAAUGCCUUGCAGAAUGUUGGUGACAAUGUUUUACAGCCUGUAUCAGACAAAGGGACAUCUCCAGAUAGUAUUAUUGUUGAAAACCAAACCUCAAGUCCAGCUUCUUUGCACAAUAUUAAUGAGAAUGCAUUGCAGGAUUUGCAACAGAUAUCAGAUCAAGAGACAUCUCAAGAUAUGACUAUUGCUGAAAACAAAAUUCAGAGUCCCACUUCUCUGCACAAUAUUAGUGAGAACGCCUUGCAGGAUUUGCAGCCCAUAUCAGAGAGGGGGACAUCUCCUGACAGUGUCACUGUUGAAAACCAAAUAUCAAGUCCUGCUUCUCCACACAAUAUUGCUUUGCGGCCCAUAUCAGACCAGGAGACAUCUACAAACACGAUUAUCACUGAAAACCAAAACUUGAGACCUACUUCUCAGCACAAUGUUUGCAAGAAUCCCUUGGAGGUUUUGCUGGUUGUAUCAGAAAAAGGGACAUCUUCAGAUGGUUUCACUGCUGAAAAGCAAAUCUCAAGUCCUGCUUCUCCACAGAGUGAUAGUGAGAAUGCCUUGCACAAUUUGCAACCCAUACCAGAUCAAGAGAUAUCUCCAUAUACGACUACUGCAGAAAACCAAAACUCAAGUUCUACUUCAAGGCACAAUGUUAGUGAGAAUGCAUUGCAAGUUUUGCAGCCCAUGUCAGACAAAGUGACAUCUCCCGUUAGUGUCGUUGAAAAUCCAGUCUCAAAUCCUGCUUCUCCACACACUGUCGGUGAGAAUCACUUGCAGAUUUCGCAAACUUUGUCAGACCAAGAGACAUUGCCAGAAAUGACUACUGCUGAUAACCAAAACAUGAGUCCUUCUCUGCAAAAUGUUGGUGAGAAUGCCUUGCAGUUUCAGCAGUCCAUAUCAUAUCAAAAGACAUCCCCAAUUACUAACAUUGUUGAAAACCAAAAUUUGAGUCCAAUUUCUCCACACAAUGUUGGUGAUAACACCUUGCUGGUUCAGCAGUCUUCGGACCCUAACUAUUUGGAAGACCAAAACUCAACUCCUGCUUCUCCACAUAAUGGUGGUGUUGGUAAGAAUAUGUUGCGGAUGUGGCAGCCCAUAUUCGACCAAAUAUUAUCUCCAGAAAUCAAUUAGAGUAUCCUUGACAAGUAAAGUUGUCUUUCUUCCUCUCUCCAUCUAGUGCAAACUACAAAUUAUUUUUGUUAUCCACAUUAAUACUGAUUAAAAUUUAUUAUAGACUUGUGGAAACUGAUUACUGAAGUAGGAACGGCAUAUGCGGUUUGCAUCUGAGGGUUGUAGAUUUCACCAAUGACUUUUAUUGCUAAUAAAAUGAAUUCCUUAGUAUUA